This is a messenger RNA of Caenorhabditis elegans, 322 nucleotides long. RefSeq lists its product as uncharacterized. Lineage: Eukaryota; Metazoa; Nematoda; Chromadorea; Rhabditida; Rhabditidae. Bases 5 to 268 code for a protein of 87 amino acids. The record is from RefSeq and is marked reviewed. The transcript is spliced from 2 exons.
GAAAAUGUUUUCUAGAAUUAUACCCCUUUUAUUCCUGACUAUUGUCACUGUUGGAAUAUUUGCUGCCCCUUUUAGACAAGAAUUUGAUAUUCUGGUUGGAGGCAAUGGAGAUUCGAAUAUGAAAGAAUCAGAGACAUUUUAUAUUGAAUACGAUUCCGACUCUGGUUGUGAUUGUGUGAAAGACACUGACUCUCCGCUAGCAGGACUGGAAGGGCUUGAACUGGAAGGGGACACGUUGGAGCUCGAAGAAUUAAUAAUUAACAUCUAAUCGUCAUAAAAGUGUGCAUCUUAUAAACUUGUAUGGAAUAAACUUUGCAAUAUA